Molecule: messenger RNA, 1360 nt
Organism: Ceraceosorus guamensis
Lineage: Eukaryota; Fungi; Basidiomycota; Exobasidiomycetes; Ceraceosorales; Ceraceosoraceae
Exons: 2
Coding region: 261-1268 (335 amino acids)
Cellular component (GO): intracellular anatomical structure
Molecular function (GO): pyridoxal phosphate binding
Source: RefSeq, a predicted model, not a curated record
GCCCCACUUCUUGAUGAAUGCUCACGUAGCCAGUACACUCCUGAAGCAGCAAGAACGUCGAUGUUUAGAGUAUUCACGAUUGCUUCCGCUCCAUCCGCCUCUUCUGACAAACUUGGUAGGCAGCUCGGCGCUGCGUAAUGAAAGCGCUGCGUUGCUAUCGUCUCUUGUCGCUCAUCCACGCGCCCCCACCGCCUUCACUUCGGUCAUCAAGCAUUCCUUGCUCAUUCCCAACCCCUCGCUCCUGCGCACAACCUCGCAACAUGUCGAACGAGGCAGGGUCCGAAGAUCUCUCGCGCUAUCCGCAGCCCAGCGCAUCACAGUCAUCGGAAGUGGUUUCCAAACUCGAAUCUGUGCGAUCACGCAUAGCCUCUUCGAGCCAGACGCACGCAAGACGUCCUCCUCGUCUAGUCGCCAUUUCCAAGCUGCAUCCUCCUUCCAGCAUUCUAGCAGCAUAUCGAGAUGCCGAGCCUCGACAAUUGCAUUUUGGCGAGAACUACGCGCAGGAAUUGAGGGAUAAAGCCAAGGUGCUGCCCAGGGGCAUCCGGUGGCACUUUGUUGGGAAUUUGCAAUCGAGCAAGGCAAAGAUGCUCGCCGCCAUUCCGAACCUAUACCUGCUGGAGACGCUCGACUCUGAAAAGACCGCUACCUUACUGGACAAGGCGCUAUCCAAUCGUUCUUCUACCGACUCGCAGUCCGAGUCCACCAGCGAGCCACUGCGAGUCUAUUUGCAGGUGAACACAUCGGGCGAACUGAAGAAGUCGGGUCUACCGCCACUCGACCCGCAAGGAUCCGACGCCGCCAAGGAAUCUCCGCUCCUGUCUCUAGCAAAGCACGUCAUUCUCCACUGCCCGAAUUUGACGCUUUCAGGUCUCAUGACGAUCGGAUCGCGUUCCGCUUCGAAUUCGGACGACUCGGAAGCGGAGAAUCAGGACUUCGCAACACUUCGGGCCACGCGAACCGCGCUGAUCAGUCGUUUGCGCUCAGAUUCCGAGCUGAGUUCAAACAAAGACGCAUCACGCAAGUACGGUGCUCUCCUCACCACCUCGGACUCCAUUGAAGAAGCUCAACAAGCACUAGAGCUGAGCAUGGGCAUGUCUGGAGAUCUGGAUGCUGCUAUCAGGUCGGGAAGCGAUAAUGUGAGGGUAGGAACGGACUGUUUUGGACAGAGGAUGAGCGAUAGGGAUAAGGCUUACGAGGCUAUGAAGCAUGAGAUGGAUUGGGAUGUGGAGAAUGGCAGACCUGGUCAGGUGGAUGGCGAGAAGAAAUAGAUAGCGCGUUGCGUGUAUGCGUGGCACGGGCAGUUGUGAGCCAAGGGAUUGUGUGUCAGACGUUGAGAAAACCGCUGUGUGAGUCGUGACGU